AUGAAACUUCAGAGCUCUUCCUGUGGUAACCCCGGAGUGCCGCCCAAAGCCGUGCUGAGCGGCGGCGGGAAGUUUGCAGUGGGCGACCGUGUCCAGUACAGCUGCGUCCCGGGUUACGUGUUAGACGGACACGCAACGCUAACGUGUAUCACAAACGCCGGCAACACAGCGGUCUGGGACUUCCCCGCCCCCAUCUGUCGAGCUCGGCAAGCCACGCCCACGUAG
Knipowitschia caucasica is the source of this 225-nucleotide messenger RNA. Lineage: Eukaryota; Metazoa; Chordata; Actinopteri; Gobiiformes; Gobiidae. The record is from the annotation of a GenBank genome assembly.